This is a messenger RNA of Caretta caretta (loggerhead turtle), 4724 nucleotides long. RefSeq names its product T cell immune regulator 1, ATPase H+ transporting V0 subunit a3 (gene TCIRG1). Gene Ontology annotation, molecular function: ATPase binding; proton-transporting ATPase activity, rotational mechanism. The record is from RefSeq and is a predicted model, not a curated record. Gene Ontology annotation, biological process: proton transmembrane transport; vacuolar acidification. Gene Ontology annotation, cellular component: plasma membrane; vacuolar proton-transporting V-type ATPase complex; vacuolar proton-transporting V-type ATPase, V0 domain. NCBI's taxonomy places the organism in Eukaryota, Metazoa, Chordata, Testudines, Cheloniidae.
UCUCUGCGGUGGGGCUCGUGUCCCGCUCUGGACCAGGCUGUGUCUGAGCUGUGGGCAGCAUGGUGCCGCAGCACCAUGGGGCCUGCCUAUGCCCCGUCCCUGUCACAUCCGUGCAUCCCGGGGGGAUUAGUGCAGCAGGGCAGGGCUGGGACCCCUGUGACAUGGGGGUGCUGAGGCUCGGUAACUCAGGGCUUGUCUACAUGGGGAUGCCGAUGGCAGGCGCUAUUGCAGAGUAGUGGCUCCCACCCCAGCGGUGGUCUGUUCUGGAGCAAACGUCACUUGGUUCUGGGUAUAUUGCUGCGUUUCUAAAGCAGAGCCCGGUGGGGAGCCAUUCCCCAAUAGUUAUUGCUGUCAGUUUCCUGUGUCAGAGCAGGGACUGGAACCUGUGGCCCGGGUGGGCACGCUACGCACUGGGGCAGCCUUCCUCUGCUGCUCCCUUGCUAGGUGGGCCCGUGUCCUCGCUCCGGGGUUACCGUGAGUGCAGUGCUACGCGUGGCAAGCCGCGCUCUAGCAUGGUUGGGGUGCUGCCUUCCUGUGCAGUCAAUGAGGCAGGGCAUGUUCCAGAUGGGGGCUAAUGCUUGAGUGGGGUGGCAUGCGGGUGUGGUUGAAAUGGGGUGAUACAAGAUUUGUGCCCAGGAUAGCUGGCACCCGUGCGCUCUAGCCAUGCCACAGGAGUCGCAGGGAACGUCUCCGCUGUCACAGAUCAACAGCAUCGGUGCUACGCCCCCAGUUUUGGAACAAUCUCUGGAACGAACCCUUCAGUUUGCCCAGCCCCCAAGGGGUCUCAAUCUUGUGCAUGGGGUAGGCCUCAAUGCCUCCUUCCGGUGAAUCUCUGGGGCUCCAGCACACAUGUUUCACAGCAUGAGCUUUGCCUGGUGAGUCUAGCUGAACUGAACUGCUGGGAGAGACUAGGCCACUCUUCAGGGACUAAUGCACCUCAGCCAGUGUUUGCAGUGACACUCAGGGUUGGCAAACCAGGUGGGUUUAUUAGUCACCUGUUACAUAGCAUGGGGCGGCCUUAGGUCAGCAGAGAAAACUGAAGGUUAAAGCAUCGAUCGUUCUGGUCAGCCAGAGCCCAGCCAAGCUAGAGCAAAGGCUGGACACAUGCACAACUAGGUUGAUGCAAGGCAGCCUACUUCAACCUAACUUUGUAGCAUAGACCAGGCCUUAGUCUCUUAGCCUGUCCUGAGAGCAAACAGUCCUUCCCCUGCCCUCUGGGUAACAACAUAAAAUAUGGGGGAACUGAGGCACGCAUGGGCUUAAUUAAAAAUAUUACAGAAAAUUCCCACUUUGUCCCAUACCCUGCAGAUGGAGGGGUGAUUCCUAAGUUGGGUAGAGGUUCCUGCACUAGUGUGUACAGCUACUUAUGAAUUGCAUCUCCAGUGGCAGUGUAGACAGGCCCCCAGAGAGCUCCGCUUAUGGGCCGCUCUCAUUGUAUCCUUGGGGCUAGCACUAGGUUCUGUGGGUUCCCGAAUCCAGCUGUGCCUGGUUCUGGAGGGGAUGGACGUUGGCUUGGACACACUAACAUCUCCCAUGUACAGUGUUACCCCUGGGCUAGCAUGCUGGGAGCGUGGGCUGCUCCAUGGGGUAAUGGUCCUCUUGCCAGCCUUGGGCCAGUGUCAUUGGGAGGUGAUGGAAGGAGGCAGCUUGGAAGGAACAGUCGGUGGCGCUGUCUACCUGUCUGUGAGGCUGGGGGAGCUGGCUGCGGCUGGGCUGGCUGCAGCGCUGGUGCCCCAUAGAGGCAGAAGAAGAGAGGAGAGGGCGGCACGGACUAACCCUGGGGCCGAGUCCUGCAUGGCAGGAAGAGCCAGCCCAAACGCCUCCGCUUCAGAAACGUGGGCCUUUCUGCCCCCAGGGCAGCCACUGGAGUCCUGUUCGCAGCGGGCAGUAGCCAGUGAUGCCUCAAGCGCCAUGGGCUCCAUGUUCCGCAGCGAGGAGGUCUGCCUGGCCCAGCUCUUCCUGCAGUCGGCCUCGGCCUACGCCUGCGUCAGCGAGCUGGGCGAGAGGGGGAUUGUGGAGUUCAGAGAUCUCAACCCCAAUGUCAACGCCUUCCAGCGGCGCUUCGUGGGUGAGGUGCGGCGUUGCGAGGACAUGGAGAAAACCUUCACGUUCCUGCACCAGGAGCUGCGGAAGGCAGGGCUGGCACUGGGGCCCUGCCCUGAAAGCCCCCCGGCCCCUCUGCCCCGUGAUGCCCUGCACAUCCAGGAACAGUCCGAGCAGCUGGCCCAGGAACUACGCGAAGUGAGCCGCAACCGGGAGUCGCUGGGCCGGCGCCUGCGGGAGCUGCAGGAGUAUGCGCAUGUCCUGCGUGAGGGGCAGCGCUUCACCGGCCAGCUGGCAUCACUGGGCUCCCCUGCCCGGCCCCGCGCCCUCUCAGACCAGGAGCCCCUGCUCAACCCGUCCAUGGCACCGCGUCUCGAUGUCAAAAUCAACUUUGUGGCGGGUGUGAUCCACCCAUGGCGGGUGACCUCCUUUGAGCGGCUGCUGUGGCGUGCCUGCCGCGGGUACCUCAUCGCCAACUUUGUGGAGAUGGCGGAGCCCAUGGAGGACCCAGCCACAGGUGAGAGCAUCACCUGGGUUAUCUUCCUCAUUUCCUACUGGGGGGAGCAGAUCGGACAGAAAAUCCGCAAGAUCUCGGACUGCUUCCACUGCCACAUGUAUCCCUACGCCGACAGGGAGGCCGACCGGCUGGAGGUGCUGAGUGGGCUGCUCACCCAGAUCAAUGACCUCACCACGGUGCUGGGGGAGACGGAGCAGUACCUGUCCCAGGUGCUGCAGAAGGUGGUGCUGAUGCUGCCAGCCUGGCGCGUGAAGGUGCAGAAGAUGAAGGCCAUCUACCUCAUCCUCAACCAGUGCAGCUUCAACGUCAUCGAGAAGUGCCUCAUCGCCGAGGUGUGGUGCCCCGUGCGUGACCUGCCACAGGUGCAGGAGGCCUUGCGCCAUGGAUCGCACAAGAGCGGCUCAGGGGUGGAGUCGUUCGUGCACCGGAUCCCCAGUUCUGAGAGCCCUCCCACCCUCAUCCGCACCAACAAGUUCACCACUGGCUUCCAGAGCAUCGUUGACGCCUAUGGGGUCGCCAGUUACCAGGAGGUGAACCCGGCGCCCUACACCAUCAUCACAUUCCCCUUCCUGUUUGCUGUCAUGUUCGGGGACGUGGGCCACGGGCUGCUGAUGUUCCUUUUUGCCCUCUGGAUGGUGCUGGCUGAGAGCAGCCCCCGCCUGAGGGAGGCGCGCAACGAGAUCUGGCGGACGUUCUUUGAGGGGCGCUACCUGAUUCUGCUCAUGGGGGCCUUCUCCGUCUACACCGGCUUCAUCUACAAUGAGUGCUUCAGCAAGGCAACCGCCAUCUUCCCCUCCGCCUGGAGUGUGGCCACCAUGGUCAAACACUCCAACUGGAGCUCCGACUAUUUAGCCAGCCACGCCUUCCUCACCCUGGACCCCAACGUCACUGGAGUCUUCAAGGGGCCCUACCCCUUCGGGAUCGACCCGGUCUGGAGCCUGGCCAACAACCACCUGAACUUCCUGAACUCCUUCAAGAUGAAGAUGUCAGUGAUUCUGGGCAUCAUCCACAUGAGCUUUGGGGUGCUGCUCGGUGUCUUCAACCACCUGCACUUCAGGCAGCGGUACCAGGUGGCACUGGUCUUCCUGCCCGAGGCGCUCUUCCUGCUGGCGCUCUUUGGCUACCUCGUCUUCAUGAUCUUUUACAAGUGGAUCACGUUCAGUGCUGUCAACUCCCUGCUGGCACCCAGCAUCCUCAUCCACUUCAUUGACAUGUUCCUGUUCACUGAGAACCCUGACAACCACCCGCUGUAUCCGGGACAGGUGACGGUGCAGAAUGUCCUGGUCGUCCUGGCUCUGGCCUCUGUGCCUGUCCUGCUCCUGGGCACGCCCUUGUACCUGUGGUGCGAUCACCGCCGCAGGGGGCGCCCUCGUCUUGGGCAGGGCCCACCUGGGGACGCCGGGGAGCGUCAGCCGCUGCUGAGCUCGCAGGAGCCGGGGAACUCGGUGAACGUUACGGAGGCCGACGUGGAGCGUGGCGGGCAUGGCCCUGAGCCUGAGUUUGAAUUCUCUGAAGUCUUCAUGCACCAGGCCAUCCACACCAUCGAGUACUGCCUGGGCUGCAUCUCCAACACGGCCUCCUACCUGCGCCUGUGGGCACUCAGCCUGGCCCAUGCACAGCUGUCGGAGGUGCUGUGGACCAUGGUGAUGCGGAACGGCUUCCUGAUGCAUGUCUACGUGGGCGGGGUGCUGCUUGUGCCCGUCUUCGCCUUCUUCGCCGUGCUGACGGUGGCCAUCCUGCUGGUGAUGGAGGGGCUGUCGGCUUUCCUGCACGCCCUGCGCCUGCACUGGGUGGAAUUCCAGAACAAGUUCUACGUGGGCACCGGGUACAAGCUGAGCCCCUUCGCCUUCCCCGCCGACAGCUGGGAGUAGGGCCAGCCCGGCCCUCGGCACCACGUGCCCCCCCCGCCACCCCCACCUCAAAGGGAUGGUGCCCCCUCCCACCCUGUCCCAGGGCAGGGGCCUCUCUUUGGGUUUGCAUCUUCUACACUGGCCACUGCUCCCCUAAGCCUGGUGCUGUUUCCCCUCCCCCGCCCUGCCCCUCCCCUCCCCUCCCCUCCCCUCUGGUCUGGUGCUGUCAUCUGCUGUCUGCGGAGCCUGGUGCUCCCUGCCGUGGCACAGAUUACUUUUGUCCUGUCUUUUGUACGAUUAAAGAGUGAAACAGC